AUGAAUCUGAGAUCCUCGUCUCCUCUCGAGAGACAUGGCGUCUCUAAAGCCGACGAAGAAGAGCCCCCAUCCAUGAUUCAGUCCCAAGAGCAGCAACCCGACCCCGAAUCAAGCAGCGAUGACAUCCCCCUCCGCCAACAGCGCCCAGUCCGCCCAUCCACACAUGAGCGCGAGAGCACUUCCAGCCGCUGCCACCUCCAACGCCACGCGCGCGAGAGCAGCGAUACAUCAGCCCUCUCCCAGCGCCGCGCCGCGCACCAAGCCACCUUGCGCCAGCCGGCAAAAGCCCCCGUGACAGCAAUCAGCAAGCCGCACAAGAAGCCCGGUCCGCGCCCCUGGGCCAGCAAGCCCAUCAAGAAAAACGACAUGGAGGCCAAGAAGGAAGUCAUCCGCGAGAUCGAGCAGUACUGGGGCAAAGGCUUCAUCCGCGCAUACGUCCCCAAGUGCCAUCGCCCGCUCAUGAAGCGCGGCGACAAGGGCGGAAAGCGCACCAUGUACCGCGACCACGAGGCGGAUCCGAAGAAGUGGCUGCCGUCGGUGCUCAAGUCGAUUCUGUCGAUUGCGAAGCUGACGCAGAGCAAGGAGUGGCUGAAGAAGGCGAUGAACGAUGUGGUUCGCUACCGCAUCAAGAACACGGGCAAUCGCAAGCCGCAGCUGGUGACGACCGACUUCGAUGUUCUGGAGGACAUGCUCAUCAAGGACUGGGAUGUGCCGUACAGCUUCAGCAUCCGGUACAAGCAUCUGCUUGUUAAUCGCCAGGGCCAGCAAGAGACCGACAAGGACAUUGACCACAUCCUCGGCGUGGGGUCUGACAACGAAGCCGUCAGCGGCGAUGAAAGUGAUGAUGUUGAGGACGACAACGCCCGCGACCAGGAUGAAUUCAUCAAAGACGAAGAUGCGGAUGACAGCGACGCAGAGACCGAUCGCGGCGGCCUGACGGGCCAGUAUUUCCACAGGAGCGGCUAUACCAGCUCGCCCCGUCCACCCCCUCCAUUCCGUCUGCCUGGCCUGCCACCACAGAAGCACAAAGUCAAAGACGAGAACAGCUCCAAGCGCGAUUCAGAACCACCGUCACGCCCCCAGCCACCGCGCCGCAAACGAGACGACCACUCAAGCUACCCCUACCCCUACCCCUACGGCGCACCAAUGGAUCCCUGGGGCCGCCCAAUGCCCUACGGCGGUCCUGAAGCGUACGGUGGCUACGGGGGGUACGGCAUGUACGGCAGCUACGGCAGCUACGCCCACGGCCCACCCCCCUCCAGCGACAGCCGCCCACCAUCCCAGCCCGGCGGAUACCCCAGCAUGCCCCGGUACCCCCGCCACGGCAGCCACGCCCCGAACCCACCGCGCAGCCCCUACGACACCGACCCGCGCUCCCCAACGCUUCCCCCAGCCGACACCAAGCGCCCGCGCACCGACUACGACUACGACGUCGCGCCGCACACCCCCCGCCCUGGUUUCCACACCUACUACCCGCCGCCCCACGCCCAGUGGCCCCGGGACCCCGCGCAAGGCUACCCGCAACCCCUUCUUCAGAACUGCCAGGGCCAGGACGCCUCAUUCGCUGUCAAACAGGAACCGUCCCGCACCCCGACGCCCAACGCCGACGCCGCCGCGCACGGUGUCGGCGAGGACAGUUGUGCGGCGGCGCUGGAGGCCGAGCUCAGGGCGACGGAGCUCGAGCUUAAGGUUGCGCGGCUGCAGGCGAGGCGGGAGGCGUCGCGGGCGACGUAG
Messenger RNA from Boeremia exigua, 1734 nucleotides. RefSeq lists its product as uncharacterized. NCBI's taxonomy places the organism in Eukaryota, Fungi, Ascomycota, Dothideomycetes, Pleosporales, Didymellaceae. The transcript has 2 exons. The record is from RefSeq and is a predicted model, not a curated record. The coding region runs from base 1 to 1734 and encodes 577 amino acids.